This is a messenger RNA of Linum trigynum, 2357 nucleotides long. The record is from the annotation of a GenBank genome assembly. NCBI's taxonomy places the organism in Eukaryota, Viridiplantae, Streptophyta, Magnoliopsida, Malpighiales, Linaceae.
AACAUUCAUUCAUUCCAAGGGGCAAGCAUGAUAUCCCCUAUGGAUGGUGUGGAUAAGUGAUUUUCUACCGUGAAAACUUCAAAAAGGUCGGUUUUGUGAAUGAUGAAAAAAAUUUACAAUGUUUCAAAUUUUAAAAUAAAUUAUCAUUUGGAAGUUUGAGUGUCAAUUAUGUUGUUGUUCCAAAUUGUAUGGGAUCGAUGUGUUGAUUGCUCGGCCAAAUACUUCACAUCCAUGUUCGAUGUACGAUCUAGGAUCAUAAAUAUCCACCGUUGUCUAGCAUUCACUAUAAAGGGAAUUGAUAUUGUUUAAUUUGUAACCAAAUCACAAAAAAAUUCUCAUAAUUAUUCAUUUUGAACGAGCCAAUCAUUGAUAAACUACUAAGAUAUUGUUGGUCUUAAUUAUAGCAUCGCAUGCAUGAUUCUUGUUUAAAAGUCAUUGUAUAAUAAAAUUAAAAGAAUUGUACAUAACAAAUAACAAUAAAGCAUAAUAGAAAGAAAAAAUUUAGUAGGUACCCUAAGAGUCUCUUCAUUCAAUUUAUAGACAAAGUUUCAAAAAGAUUUUUUUAGAGGGAAAUGUUGUAUAUCGAACUAAGGAAAACUUUUAUGAUAUGCAACCAUAGAACAUACUUAGAAUUUCUUGAGUGGUUGAAGAAAAGAAGUAUUGUGGUAGUGUGAAGAAUAAGGGAAUGGGGGAUUUUUAUACUUGUGAAUGGGAGCACAUGGAUCGUCGUCGAGGUCUCAAGGGAUCAACACUUCCCUGUGUGCCACCUCAAAAAUUCGCGCCUCCACGUGUGUCGCAUCAGCGAUUCGUAUCUCGUUUUCGGGAGAAUCGUUUUCCUCCGUAGCGAUGUACGCGGAUCGCUGAGUUGUCAAGCGAUCAACUGUUACCUUUCUUAUCAGUUCAGCGAUCCGUGCGAAUCGUUGUAAGUACUAGUUUACUUUGAGGGAAACAAAUUCUAUGUUGGCUCGAUGGAGUGGUGAUUAGAUCAUAUAUUUUGAGAUGUGGCCAUUAGUAUCAUAAUUCCUUUGAUUGGUUCAUUGAUAUUUGGUGAAUUACAAUUUAGUAUGUAUACUUAUAGUAUUUUAUAUUUUGGUAUCUAAAUUUUAAUAUUUAGGCAAAAAAGUAUUAUUGAAAAUUACGUUUAAGCAUCCAAAAAUUUUCAUUAAAACAUUUUAGUACUUAAACUUUUCUAAAUUACAUACUAAAAAAGUUUAGAUGUCAUUUGAAUUCAUAAAUCAGUCCACCAAUCUAUCAAUCCAUUUGAUCCUUCAAUCCAUGAAUGCAAUCCCUGUAAGUUUUAAGAAAUUGAGGGAGUGAUCAAAUAUGAGAGAGAACUUUGGGGAUGCACAAAAUUUUCCACUAGCUUUGAAGACCAAAAUUAUGCACGAGGCCGACGGAGGAGGGCGUGAAUGUGUCCCCGUUGUUCCGCGAACAAAGGAUUGGUUUCAGAGAGUUCUGAGGCAAUCUUUUCUCAUCUCAACCAACUUCAAUGGCUGCCCUCAAUUCCCGCCAUUCUUUCCCCCCUCACCAAUUCCUCAGAACUCUUCCUCCUUUAAAUCCAAUCAAUCAGAUUUGGAAGAGAAAGAAAGAAAAACAGAGUAAACUCUUGGUUGGAACAAGAAGAAUUGAAGGAGAGAGAGAAACAAUUAAAUCAAUCAACAAGAAUCAUCAAUUAGCUUAGAGCAAGAGAUGGCAGAUGACGAAGCGCAGGAGCAGGCGGACAGGGAGCGCAUCUUCAAGCGCUUCGACCUGAACGGCGACGGGAAGAUAUCGGCGACGGAGCUAGGGGAUUGCCUGAAGACGCUGGGGUCGGUGACGCCGGACGAGGUGAAGCGGAUGAUGGACGAGAUCGACACCGACGGCGACGGCUACAUCUCGUACCAGGAGUUCACCGACUUCGCCUUGGCCAACCGCGGCCUAAUCAAAGACGUCGCCAAGAUCUUCUAAAUUGCCUUUGAUUUUUUUUUUUUUUUUGUCCUCUUGCUAAACUUUUUUAUUUUGGGGUCACUUCACUUCGAUAUUCUUUUGUUUCCAUGUCCGUCUUCAUUAAUUUUCCUUGUGUUUGAAUGUUGACCCCAAUAUUUUUGUGCAACUCCGUUUUCGAUUAAGGAAUUUAAGGCUGGUGCUGAUACUUUGUUGAAUGCUGGUUGGUCGGUCGGUCCUGAGUCUUAAUUCAGGAUUCUUGAUUAUGACAGUACGUUCUUAUUUUUCUGAAUGGUUGCUUAACUGCCUCUUCAGUUAGUUAUAGGAAAUGACUGGUGGUCCGAAUCGCCGGUUAAUUCAGCCAGUGGCGGAUUCAGAAAAUUUUCACAAUUCAAAAAUUAAAUUUAAUUAUAUAAUAAAUUAAAUAAUUCGUA